Messenger RNA from Cyprinodon variegatus (sheepshead minnow), 2905 nucleotides. RefSeq names its product kelch like family member 2 (gene klhl2). The transcript has 15 exons. The record is from RefSeq and is a predicted model, not a curated record. Bases 344 to 2161 code for a protein of 605 amino acids. Gene Ontology annotation, molecular function: protein binding. Lineage: Eukaryota; Metazoa; Chordata; Actinopteri; Cyprinodontiformes; Cyprinodontidae.
CGUCUUUGCUGUCUUGUCCUUGUUUGUGCGUUUUAAUCAGCUAUUGAAAAAUAACAGGUAUCCUUCCUCGCCCCUCUGGCUCUCACAAACAUUCAGGAGGACAUCGCCAGUGAAAUUAAAACCCAUCUGGUUCGGUGUUUGGGGGGCUUACUUUCCAGACCGAAGUAGAAGAAGCAGACACCGCUGACCACAUCGGAACCGAAACGUGUCCGUGGACAGAGUCACUGCAGUGGGCUGAGUGUUUAUGUGAGCCCGGCUGCUUUACAGGGGCUGCUGUCAGCCCGCCUGCCCGCCCUCUGAGCCCCAAUUCAGGCCUGAAUAAAGACCGAUCCGUGGAUAUGGAAUGGUGCAUACUGCUGGGCCAAGUUUUCCGCCUCUGAAAAACACCGGAAUCAUGGACAGUCAUCCACUGUGUACUAGGCUUUGUCCACACUCUCUGGACAAAGAAGAUGGAGUGGAGAGGCAGGGUCCAGUCACUCUGAACCCGCGGCACAUGAGGAAGGCGUUUAAGGUCAUGAACGAGCUACGGAGCCAGAGCCUGUUGUGUGAUGUGACUAUAGUUGCAGAGGAUGUAGAGAUUGCAGCUCACAGGGUGGUUCUGGCCGCUGGGAGCCCUUAUUUCCACGCCAUGUUUACAGGAGAGAUGACGGAAAGCAGAGCGAAGCGAGUGAGAAUAAAGGAGGUAGGGGGGUGGACCCUGGGCCUGCUGGUGGACUACAUCUACACUGCAGAGAUACAGGUCACCGAGGACAACGUGCAGGCUCUGCUGCCUGCAGCAGGUUUGCUCCAGCUCAACGAGGUGAAAAAGGCCUGCUGUGAGUUCCUCAGUUCCCAGCUCCAUCCAUCCAACUGUCUGGGGAUACGAGCCUUUGCCGACCUACAUGCUUGUUCCCAGCUUCUCUCACUGGCUAACGGUUAUGCAGAGCAACAUUUCACUGAGGUCGUCGGGAGUGAGGAGUUUCUGAACUUGGGUAUGGAGCAGGUGUCCAGUCUGAUUGCCAGCGACAAGCUCACCAUACCCUCAGAGGAGAAGGUCUUUGAGGCAGUUAUCGCCUGGGUAAACCAUGACAAAGAUGUCCGUCAGGAACACUUGGCCCACCUGAUGGAACACGUACGCCUGCCGCUGCUCUCCAGAGAAUACCUAGUGCAGCGUGUCGAAGAGGAGUCCCUGAUAAAGAACAGCAGUGCGUGUAAAGACUACCUGAUUGAGGCCAUGAAGUACCACUUGUUGCCAGCUGAGCAGCGAGCUCUGAUGAAGACCGCACGUACCCGAAUGAGAACUCCUGUCUCCUGUCCCAAGGUGAUGGUUGUAGUUGGAGGUCAGGCUCCUAAGGCUAUCCGUAGUGUUGAGUGUUUCGACUUUGAGGAGCAGCGAUGGUACCAAGUGGCUGAACUCCCUACAAGAAGAUGCAGAGCAGGUGUGGUGUACAUGGGUGGAUGUGUGUAUGCCGUAGGCGGUUUCAAUGGAUCUUUACGUGUGCGGACAGUGGACUGUUAUGAACCAGUGAUGGAUCGCUGGACUAGUGUGAGCAGCAUGCAGGACCGGAGGUCAACGCUCGGCGCUGCUGUUCUCAAUGGACUCCUGUACGCUGUAGGAGGCUUUGAUGGCAGCACAGGUCUCUCCACAAUUGAGGCGUACAACGCCAAGACGGAUGAGUGGUUCCAUGUGUUGCCCAUGAACACCAGACGCAGCAGCGUAGGAGUCGGUGUUGUCAACGGCAUCCUGUAUGCUGUGGGAGGUUAUGAUGGAGCCACCAGGCAGUGCCUGAGCACGGUGGAGGCUUACAAUCCGAAAAGCAACACAUGGAGCUAUAUAGCAGAGAUGGGUACCAGACGUAGUGGAGCAGGUGUGGGUGUGUUAAAAGGGUUACUAUAUGCUGUGGGCGGCCAUGACGGUCCGUUGGUGAGAAAGAGCUGUGAAGUUUAUGAUCCAGCCUCCAACAGCUGGCGGCAAGUAGCUGACAUGAACAUGUGUCGACGCAACGCAGGUGUGUGUACUGUAAACAACCUGCUUUAUGUGGUCGGAGGAGACGACGGCAGCUGCAAUUUGGCCUCGGUGGAGUUCUACAAUCCAACCACUGAUAAGUGGACGCUAAUGCCAGCCUGCAUGAGCACAGGCCGCAGUUAUGCAGGUGUGACAGUGAUUGACAAGCCCUUAUGACUGCUCUUGACUACUGCCAUUAAAUAAAAGCAGAGUGUUCUGCAGAAUUCUGAUCAUGGAUCUGUCUACGAUGCCGAUGCAGAGUUGAGCAGCAGGCACUGACGAAGAUGUUGAUGCUGAUGAAGGUUCUUGCACUUACCUUAAUUGGAGGGGGAAGGCGCUGUGACAGACGAGGUCCUCGAACCUGUGUUUUAUUUCGCUCCUGGCAGGACUGCAGCAGCGAGGGGACAUUCCGGUAUGAAGCACCACUGGAUCACUGCAGUGCCACUGAAACGCUACUGAUAUGAAGCUGCUACUAGUUACUUUAACAUUAGUUAAUUUUAACACAGACCAGAUAUGAGAAAGACCACUUGUCGGAUCUAUGGUAGAAUCCGAGAAAAGACAAAUUGUUUGGACCGAAGUCUGUUUCUAAUUUUGUUUUAUUAAUCUGAAGAGUGAGCUGAUGUGCUUGCAUAUUACGGUGCUCCGUCGUUUGCACAUGUAGGCAUGUGUUUUUGUUUGCAUCAGAGAGUCUGUGUAUGGUGAGGCCUUGUUCGAUGCCGCAUGAACACACUCUGUCUGACUUCUUACCCAUUACAGUGUUGCAGCGAGGCCUGAUGAGUGCCUGAAUGUCAGAGUCCACCCUCCUCUUUGUUUUAGCCUCAGUACCGAACCAGCUCAGAGCUGGAAUCAGUCACUAUUUUGAGAUAAGGAAACAAAUGGUGACUUCAGAAAGGUUGGUUGGCUUGUGUGGAUUCAGAAUAA